Toxorhynchites rutilus septentrionalis is the source of this 1226-nucleotide messenger RNA. Its product is annotated as testis-specific serine/threonine-protein kinase 3-like. The record is from RefSeq and is a predicted model, not a curated record. Lineage: Eukaryota; Metazoa; Arthropoda; Insecta; Diptera; Culicidae. Gene Ontology annotation, cellular component: cytoplasm. The coding region runs from base 123 to 1133 and encodes 336 amino acids. Gene Ontology annotation, biological process: protein phosphorylation; microtubule cytoskeleton organization; intracellular signal transduction. Gene Ontology annotation, molecular function: tau-protein kinase activity; ATP binding; protein serine/threonine kinase activity. The transcript has a single exon.
UCUGACUUCGUGCAAAAUCGCCGUCUCAUUUGCACGCGACGUAAUAUUUUAGUGCAAUAAAUUUUCACGCUCUAGCUCUUAGUAGCAAGUAUCGAAAUAAUUGUGCAAAAUUCCUAGAACCAAUGUCAUCCAGCAAGAAGGCUGCUCGAAGCGGCAGCGGCAGCAGCAAAAGCGACCCCAGCAACGAAUCCCUCCUUGGAUCAACCUUGUCACUGACGCGUGCAUUGGGACAACACGGUUACCACCUUGGAGCGAAAAUUGGGGAGGGCUCCUUCUCAUCGGUACGAUUGGCGAAAUGCGUCAGCAAAAAUCAGAACGUUCAAACGCUGGCCUGCAAAGUAAUAGACGUCCGCAAGGGAUCCGAAGAGUUUGUGAGGAAGUUUUUCCCCCGGGAACUUAGUGUGCUGAUGAAGGUUCGUCAUCCGUACAUCAUCAAGAUCCAUAGCAUCUUCAAGCGGGAGCGAAUGGUGUUUAUUUUUAUGACUUACGCCGAACGUGGGGAUUUGUUGAGAUUUAUCAACGAAAACGGUCCCAUCAAGGAGAAUCAAACGAAGCGGUGGUUUGCCCAGCUGGUGUAUGCUCUGCAGUAUUUGCAUGCGAUCGAUAUCGCUCAUCGGGACUUGAAGUGCGAAAAUAUUCUGCUCUCGAAGGCCGGCUCCGUUUUGCUGGCCGAUUUCGGUUUUGCGCGUGUUUGCGGGGAAGAAAACGGAGCCUUCUCGGAAACGUACUGCGGAUCAUCGGCCUACGCCGCACCGGAAGUUAUUCUCGGCAAACCGUACAACCCAAUGGUGGCCGAUGUUUGGUCGCUGGGAAUUGUUCUGUUUGUGAUGCUGAAUGCUGCAAUGCCAUUCGAGGAUGGAAACGUGAAGAAGUUGGUAGACGACCACCGAAACAGGAACUACGGUUUUGUAGAGGCUGUCGGAAAGGACUUAAGCUUGCCGGCUAAGAGGACGGUUUUCGAACUGCUGAACCCGAACCCGAACGAAAGGAUUCGGCUCAAUCAGCUGUUCGGUUUGAAGUGGAUCGAUCGAAAUUCUACGAAGGAGCCCAAACGGAGCAUAGGAGAGUUGUGUCUGAGGAAAACAACCACCACCGCUACUGGGUCAACCAAAACCACUGGAUGUCGAUGUUGACUGAUAUAUAUAUAUUGUGUAUAUUUUUGACUUGACAAGUACAAAAAAUGGCCUAACUUUAAAGAGACUCUUUAAUUUUUUUAAGGACAUAAU